Cryptotermes secundus is the source of this 6238-nucleotide messenger RNA. It is a transcript of the gene gol, whose product is annotated as protein goliath. The record is from RefSeq and is a predicted model, not a curated record. Lineage: Eukaryota; Metazoa; Arthropoda; Insecta; Blattodea; Kalotermitidae.
AAGAAAAGUAUUUUGGAGUGUUCACGUGUGUUAGUGAUAACACUGAAAUAACCCAAGAUUUCAACACAUUUGUUGUUUAAUUUCGAAAGUAGCAAGUGUCUAACGUCCACGAUGCAUCUGGUCACUGACAUUCUUUGCGCCCUUCUGUGCCUCAAUUAUUUACUCCCCGUGUGGUCCACAUCUCUGUCAAUGUCACGUGCGGGAGAUCUUACCACAGCUUUUCGUCUAGGGGACCAUAAUAUAAGGACUGGCUCCUGUAUAUAUGCCUAUAUCAAUACAACUUAUAAUAUGAGUGAUGGGGUGAUGCAUUCUGAUAACACAGAGUCUGGAAAAUACGGUGAAUCUUAUGUGGGUCCGGCGUCCGGAGUUCUGAUACACGUUAGGUCGAAGAGAACAGGAGAACCCACUGCUUGCACUUGGCCCUUGAUGACUUAUAGUACUCACGACCACAAGCUGCCCGUAUCUGAGCCGUGGAUUGCCCUUAUCAAGCGAGGUCAAUGCGAGUUCGCUGUGAAAGUGUUGAAUGCUAUACUUAGCAAUGCGUCUGCUGUGCUUAUAUACAAUGACAAAGAGACUCAUAUUCUCGACAAAAUGAGCAUUCCACCUGAACUCAGGAACAUCAGUGCAGUGUUGACGUUUAAGAAGAAAGGCGAAACUUUGGCGGAUCUUGUGGAUGGAGCGACCAGGGUGAUGACAUAUAUGACUGUCGGGAAUCCUUGCCCCAAGGAGAGCAACAAAAUGAAUAGGCUGCGUCCAUUCGUCUCAGGGUCGCUGUGGUUUGUCUCACCUCCUGAAAAUGUUUACAAAGAAAAUAGAAGUUUGGAGGUGCCAGAUGUCGAUCUUGUUGGAAGGGGGACCUCUGUACUCUUCGUCUCCAUUUCCUUCAUUGUGCUGAUGAUAAUAUCCUUGGCAUGGCUUGCUUUCUAUUACGUCCAGAGGUUUCGGUAUGUUCACGCAAAGGACAGACUGUCUAGGCGGUUAUGCAGUGCUGCCAAGAAGGCAUUGUCAAAAAUUCCAACAAAGAACAUAAAGUCUGAAGAUAAGGAAAUUCAAGGUGAUGGUGAAUGCUGUGCUGUAUGCAUUGAACCAUACAAGAUCUCUGAUGUACUUCGUAUCUUGCCAUGCAGACAUGAAUUUCACAAAUUCUGUAUUGAUCCAUGGUUGCUGGAACAUAGAACUUGUCCUAUGUGUAAAAUGGACAUUCUUAAACACUAUGGAUUUGUUUUUACUGGUAGCCAGGAGAGUAUUCUGCACAUGGACAUUGAAGAUGCAGGAACUCUAGGAUCUGGUGUAAAUAAUGACACUGACAGGCUACAACGGAGAAAUCUCAGUCCUGUAUUACAGAUCCGACCCAUGGAACAUCAGAUAUCAGGCUCUGCUUCCCCUGAUGUUCAGAGCCGUAGCAGCCGCGCAUCAUCUCCUGAUGAGCUGACACCAACGUUGUGUUCAGAUAGGUGUUACAUGGGUGCCACAUCUCAUCCAGGGGAAUCUCCUAGCCUGAUGGAUACAUCAACACAGUAUAGUACAGCAAUUGCAGGUGCUCAUCACAAAUUGGAGAAAUUCAGCAAUUGCACGCUGGGAGCCCCUGUCCCAGAAUCAGAAAACACCAUUAAUAACAAGUGUGACAUACCCUACAAGUGUGACUAUGAACUCAGGCAAAUGCCCAGUUGUGAUAUACAGGAUUGUGAGAGUCUGGGUGUAAGCAUGAACACUGGCCCAUCUUAUGAGAAGACAGAACAGGUUAGCAAAGCAGCUACAGGGGAAUGAAGGACAAAUAUGAAGAAACUUCAGGUAACAUCAGUAAUGUUCAUCAUAUACUGCUGUCAAGAGUUAAAGGUCAUGUGUUAAAAGCUAACCUCUGCAUACAUCUUUGUGGCUGGCUAUUUUAAUAUCUUGACAUAAAUAUUUCCUCUUAUCCUAGUCUUACGGAUGCAACAAGCGUACUUAAUGUAAAACUGUAAUGGAGCAUUUUGCUGAAUGGAGAUACUAUUGAGACUAUAUUAUCAUUUUUCAUAAUUAGGCACUUUGUCAUCCACAGGAAAUAUCUUGAUAAUGCUAAAAUGUUAUGAAAAAGGACUGUAUGUUUAUAGAAUGAAAUUGUAAUCUGCAGAUCAUAUUGACCUUGCAGUCUUAAGGUGUCUUCAACGGUUUGAACUCUGGGAUCAUGAGUUUGAAUCCUACUUGGAGCAUGGAUGUGUGCCUGGAUGCUUUUCUGUGUUUGUGCUGCCUGUACAGCUAGGGGCUUGUGCUGGACCUGUCCCCUCUCCAAGGAGUUGUUCCAAGACGUUUUAACAGAUUGAUACUUUCAGAAAUUAACUCUGAAAUGAAACAGGCCAGAGGGCCUAUUCUGGAAAGCUGAAGAAGAAGAUGAAGAAGAAAUUAAGAAUUUAAUAAGAAAAUCAUACAAGCAAAUACUAUAAAAUAUUGAAGCAUGGCAUACUGCAGUAGAUGUUUGGCAUGGCAAUUUUUAACUGCAACAAAUUUUACUUCUUCCAGUAUUUUGUAGAAGUCAAAGGAAAUAAUGACUUCCCUAAACUGUGGUGUAUUAUCACAUUUUUCAGAAUAAGACAGACAGCAAACAUUUGUUAAGAGGUGUCUGCAUCGUUAAUCUUGUUCAGUCUAUAAGCUAUAAAAUAACUAAAAUUUCUGACAGAACAAUACAGCUAUUAUCUAUGACAUAAAGUAAGAUAAUGUACUAGGCUGACAUUAAUGUGACAGAAACAAGUAUACAUCCAUAUGUUGACCUCUUGACAUCAGUGCCAGUCAUGUUUUGCUAUAUCCAGUUGCAGAAUAUAUGGUAUAUUGUUAGUGAUGACAAUAGUCCACUGUAUGUGUUUCUCUUCAAUGAAGAACUCCAUUUUAAUGUUUUAUGAAGCUGUGUUACUCAUGAUUGUGCCAUGAAGUGAAGAUCCUUAUCCAAGUUUAAUUAUUCCUCCUCUACUGUAUACAGAAUGGGACAGAAAAUAUAGACUGUGUUACUUGUGAAGAAAUCUUCUUUUGUUUGAUGAAGGAACAUAAAUUUAAACAUUACUAUGUAAUAUAAUCAUCAGGGGAUAGGAAAUCUUCUGUUCUGGCUUUCGCUUCCCAUCUCAUUCUUGUCCAGCAAAUAGCUAUUCUCAGUGUACAAUGGAUGGCCUGUUUUGGUUUUCUCAUAUAAUUCUUGUGUGUAUAUGUUAUAACUACCAGGCUCUAUAUUCUGUAAUUUUGUCUUCUGUGUAAUAUGUUUCUAAUUCUCUCUGUAGUGCGUAAUACUUGAUUUCUGUCCAUUCUUAUGGAUCCCCUGACUCAUUUAAACAAUUUCAUUCCUGUGGACUGAAUCUUUAUUGUGUCUUUCUUCUUUACUUUCUGCAUUUCACUCCCAUGUAUUGAUACUGGAUAUAUAUGGUACAAAGAUUGGAAAUUAAAUGUGAUGCAUAUCCUGACAGUGUAAUGAAUGUCUCUAUGUGUAAGUCUCUUGCCAUAGAUUUGCAUCGGUAUAGAAAUUUGGUUGGCAGUCAAGAUGGAUGCUUCACUGAUAGAGCAUCAUGUCACAUGGGCUGCACCUUAGCUGAAAAUGUUAGUCACUGUAUUCCCACCACGGUAGCCUGGGUUUGAUUUCAGAGCAGGUCAUGUGUGAUGUGUGGUGAACAAAGUGGCAUUAUGGCAGGUUUUCUCCAAGUACUUUGGUUUCUGCUGCCAAUUCUCAUUCCACCAGCUGCUUGAUAUUCAUUUAUCAUCCUAUCAUCAAUGCCAUAUAGCCCUGAUACUGACAGAAUCAUUCAAUAACAGACAUAAAAUAAUCAUGUUACAUGUCACAACAAAUUUGGUUAUUUCAGCAUGAUGGUGCUACACCACAUACUUAAAAAAAUAACCAUGACAAAGCUGUGUGAAAUGUUUGCAUCUCAAGAAGAUGGCAGUCUUCUGGGAUGUGAUGCCAUAUAGGCCAGUAGACAAGGAUCAGCAUUUAGGAAGAAUCUACUGCUUUCAUCUUCAAAGUAGAAGAGUGAUAUAUCCUGAAGAUGGAGGCAGCAGGUUCUUCUGAGACACUGAUAUCUACAAAACUACAGAGUGUCACAUCCCAGAAGACCAUAAUAUUCACUGCUGUGAGAAGCUGGAGUCAGAUAUAUGAUCUCAUGGUCUAGUCUUUUAAAUAGGUUGCCAAAACUCCUCAGUUUAUCUUCUCUACUUGUCUUUAUGGGAGUGCAUUAAGAGUUAUGUAUCCCUCCAAUUCAGAUGACCUUGAGGCCAGAAUCAAGAUAAGAUAUUCAGGCCUUACUGGAAGAAUUGUUAUAGUGCUGAUAGAUGAUUUUACUAAGCACAACCAAGAGUUCAUUACUGUGGAAAAGGGCCAGUGACUGCACGAUAUUUUUUCAGAAGAUAACAGUAUGUGCAUCGUACUUAAUUUUUAAGUUUCAUAUUAUGUGAUAAUGUACAAAUUUAUGUUCCUGUACUGGCCAAAAAAAAUGCAUUCAUGCUUCACUCACUACAUUAAAAAUGGAAAAGAUACUGAUAUUAUUCAACUUUAAAGAGGUAUAAGUUAAAAUUAUUCCAGUUUCACCAGUAACAAUAUAUAAAGAAGCAAGGGAUAAUAAUGUGUUGCAAUAUCAUAACCAAGGCAGAUGAAACUGUUAAUUAAGCAUUUGGUGCCCAAUUCUUUUAUGCAAAAAGUGUAACAGAUGUUAUAACCAUGCUGUGACUUUGAAAUGGAGAUUUUGUGAGAUGCAUUGGGCAAGUUCUGAAACUCUGCAGAGGAAUGUUGUGUCAUAAUAUAAUCUGAAAAGAAUGUUAUCAAAAAAAUUGCAAGCAUCCAAUCUUCGUGAAAUGUAGACACUGUUUAAUACACAACUAUUUAGCUUAACUGAAACAAUGCAUUUUCCUACUGUAUCUGAAGAUCAAUUUUAAUAAUUAAAAUUAUUAUUAAUAGUAUUAUGAAAUAUAUUUUGUCAAAAAGCAACUAUGUACCAUAUGUAUGGAUAUGUUCAGGUGUAAGAAAUUUAAAAAGCCUUCACAUGAUACAUGGAAGACACAUUUAAAUAAAGGGUACCUUGUAGUCAUGAUAUCACUGGAAAAAACAACCAUAUAUCAGCCAGAAUCUUGAUUUACUUGAUUGUCACACAAAGUAAUGUCUUAUAUACAGAUAAAAUUAGGAAUUGUAGUAAGUAAAAAGUAAAGCUGCCCCUGUACCAGGCUGUGAAGAUCCAUAGGGUUGUGAGACGUUGAGGGUACCACAUUAUCUAGACAAUCGGUUGUUAAUUGUCAGGAACUGUAGUAGAAAACACAUAUAUCAUUCAGUUCACAUUCAGAAUAAAAAUUACCCAUUGUAAUUGAUGUUCUAAUACAUGGACAAAAUUGGAUGUCAGGAGCUUUCAUGCAAUUUAUUUUCUUCUUGAAGAUUUAAUUAAUGUAAAACUGUACUUAUAAAUGGUUCACAACUAUUUAUAUAUUCAAUUCUUUAAAGAACAGAAUAAAUCUAAAUGAUGUUAUUGAAAGAAUAAGACAUUCAGAUUCAGCAUUGGCUGCCUAGCCAAAUCAGAACUUACAAAUUCGGCUUUGCAGUAUUUCUUCAAUUUAGUUCUCACAACUGUAAAAUAUGGAUUUAAACCAAUAAUACCUUAAAGUAUAUUAUCUAUUAUCACAUUUAGAAAUUCUUUGAAACAACUUUCUAUAUUGUAAAGUCCCACUGGUUCUGACAUCUAUAGUACUGGCAGCUUCUCAUGCCUCAGAGCAAUCUAUUGCCUUUAUCUUUCGUACUGUACCACCUAGAAGACUCUCGCUGUACACAGACACUAUGAAUUUCCAUUUCUUAUGACUUAACUUUUACCUAAAAAAAUCAAUAAAAAGAUGAUAUUUCAACUUCAGAAAAGCCAUCUAAUAGAAGAAUUUUAUCAACAGAACCUUCCUGUUUCAAUAAUAACUAAACAAAAAUACUUAUAAUAAUAUAUUUAUUCUUUAUAAAAGCAUUUUCUUUAUAAUUAAAGGCAAACAAACUGUGGAGUUGUGAAGAUACACUUAUGUUUCAAAUACUUUGUGAAUACCACCUAAUGUUUUGUACUAUGUGAUGAUUAAAUGCAGCAGAAUGUUGAAAUACAACAUUACUUUAUGAAUGCACUAACUGGAUUUAAAUCUUAAUGCUUUCAAUCACGAAAUCUGUCAUGCCUAUACUCAGGAAAAAAAAGAAGAAGAGAUUUUUAUAACUGUUACAAUAUCAGUAUGUAGGACUUCCAUAUGCUCCAAAAUAAAAUGCAUGGGUGAAAAUACA